AGCACCUGACCAACCAUCUCAGAGCUGAAAACUUCAGACGGAGAUCCCAUUUAUCUGAAGCAGAACCUGAACUGAUCCCAGACCAGCCAUGAACAGAGCCAUCUUCCUACUGGCAGUGCUGUGUCAGGCCUUUUCCUGUCAGCCAAUCACAGACAGCCAGCGUCUGUUCUCCAUCGCGGUGAACCGAGUGCAACACCUCCACCUGCUGGCGCAGAGGCUCUUCUCCGGCUUUGAGAACUCUCUGCAGACAGAGGAGCAACGUCAACUCAACAAAAUCUUCCUGCAGGAUUUCUGCAACUCUGAUUACAUCAUCAGUCCCAUUGACAAGCAUGAGACGCAACGCAGCUCUGUUCUGAAGCUGCUGUCAAUCUCCUAUCGAUUGGUGGAGUCCUGGGAGUUGCCCAGUCGUUUGCUGCCUGGAGGGUCAGGGAUUCCACCAAAACUAGUUGAACUGAAGACAGGAAUACUGCUGCUCAUCAGGGCCAAUCAGGAUGCAGCAGAAAUCUUCACAGAUUCCUCGUCCCUGCAGCUGGCACCAUUUGGAAAUUAUUAUCAGAACGUGGGGGCCGACGAGUCAUCGAGACAAAACUACGAACUGUUGGCCUGCUUUAAGAAGGACAUGCACAAGGUGGAGACUUACCUGACAGUUGCCAAAUGUCGACUUUCUCCAGAGGCAAACUGCACUCUGUAGCCCGGCCUAUGCGGCUCGAAGUGCCGCCCCCUCUUGGUGAUGCGGUCUUUAUUGAUCCUCCAUGUGCAAUAUUAGCAGAUUUUCCUGACAAGUAUUAGCAUUAGCAUUAGCAUUAGCAUAAUCAUAGCAUCCGGUUUUUGUGUCAGUUCAGGUUGUAAUGAUGUCAUCAGGUUUAUGGUGUCACUGUGAUGAAAGCUGUGAAAAGAAUGUGAUGUCACACUAGCAGCAUGUGAAAUAAAAUGUGAACUAAA
Molecule: messenger RNA, 942 nt
Organism: Melanotaenia boesemani (Boeseman's rainbowfish)
Lineage: Eukaryota; Metazoa; Chordata; Actinopteri; Atheriniformes; Melanotaeniidae
Gene: gh1
Product: growth hormone 1
Exons: 6
Coding region: 89-691 (200 amino acids)
Biological process (GO): animal organ development; positive regulation of growth; positive regulation of tyrosine phosphorylation of STAT protein
Cellular component (GO): extracellular region
Molecular function (GO): growth hormone receptor binding; growth hormone activity
Source: RefSeq, a predicted model, not a curated record